Molecule: messenger RNA, 156 nt
Organism: Serpula lacrymans var. lacrymans S7.9
Lineage: Eukaryota; Fungi; Basidiomycota; Agaricomycetes; Boletales; Serpulaceae
Exons: 1
Coding region: 1-156 (51 amino acids)
Source: RefSeq, a predicted model, not a curated record
AUGUUCCAAAUGGUGGUAUCACCUACUGGGUCUUAUGUGAAGAAUUCAUAUAAACCGAUUGAUAAAAACUCUUGGUAUAAUUAUUCAUUUGCAGCUAUUAAACUAGACUUGGCGUUACAGACCAGUUGUAAUCAAGCUCUCAAGAGUGUAACUUGA